AUGUUCUUCGGUCUGCUCACUUCCCGUCUCACUCUCCUGACCUUCAUCUAUCUCUCCACUUUCCAUGUCAUUCUCUUGAUCCUCCUUCCUCAAGAAGUUUUCCCUGCAGUGCCUCUCCCUUGCCGGCAGGCUAGACCCAAGGGCUUUUUUUGGUCUCCCUUCCAGCUGUUCAAGUCCAGGGCCUCCCAGGUAAAACUCUGGGGGCAAGCCUGGAACGCUUCCACAGGGCACCCUAUCCCGUUACCACGCCUGCCUCGUUCCCCUCUCCCAAGCCCGCCCCAAGCCCCGCGUGCUGAUCAUCUAGAUUCCGAAGACGUCACACCGUCAGGCAUCGUCACUCUUCUGGUCGAAAGACUCGGUUUCCCCAGACGUGAUAUAAUCAAAGUAUAUCCUGUUAACUCAGGCUUCGCAGUCGAAGUAUCUCGCCCUGAACUUCGCAACAUCCUCGCCGCCAAGCCAAAGAACACGGUAUCCGUAUUGAUCCCAAGACCUACGGACCAUCUUAUCACGGACGAGAUCGCAGCAGUCACUAAAGAGAAGGACUUUAGUGUCCAUGCGAUCAAGGAUACACCUGGAGCUUACCUAGUGGUUCUCAUCAAGAAAGUUAAACCCUUCAGGAUCUUCGACUCGGAUCCGUCGGUCCCCCUGAAGAAGAAGGUUCGCAUCUAUACCUCUGACCGCUUCUUUGGCUUUCACCUCAAGGACAAAUGCCACUCCGCUGCCCGUUGUGGCGAGUGUGGGAGCUUCCUUCACAACCACUCACAGCAUCUUCCCCUACCCCAAUGCCCCAACUGCCUCAACCCCGCGAAACCGGGCCAUCAGGACUACCCAGCUAGACCGAGGGUGUGGCAGGGCAAGCUUAUAAAACUCACGGAGACUCAAAGGAAAGCGGUCAGAGAAGCGGGUCAGGCGGCCUACAAGGCGGCCAGGAGAGCCAGCCUGACCCCCAACGCCCCCCGCCCAGAGCCGACUCUGUCCCGAGGCAACACCACCCCGGCAACCCCGGCCGAGGAGGUCCUCCCAGACGCCCCAUAA
Messenger RNA from Thermochaetoides thermophila DSM 1495, 1035 nucleotides. RefSeq lists its product as uncharacterized. The record is from RefSeq and is a predicted model, not a curated record. Bases 1 to 1035 code for a protein of 344 amino acids. Lineage: Eukaryota; Fungi; Ascomycota; Sordariomycetes; Sordariales; Chaetomiaceae. The transcript is spliced from 2 exons.